AUGGCUACCGUCAACAUUCGCCGCGAUAUCACCGACCCCUUCUACCGCUACAAGAUGGAGCGCAUACAGUCCAAGAUUGAAGGCAAGGGCAACGGCAUCAAGACCGUCAUUGUCAACCUGACCAGCGUUGCCAACUCUCUUGCCCGCCCUCCUUCUCACGUCAUCAAAUACUUUGGUUUCGAGCUUGGCGCUCAGACCAAUACCAACCCCAAUGAUGACCGCUGGAUCAUCAAUGGCGCUCACGACGCUAGCAAGCUCCAAGACUACCUCGAUGGCUUCAUCACCAAGUUCGUUCUCUGCAAGAAGUGCAAGAACCCUGAAACCGAGGUCAACAUCAAGGAUGGCAACAUCACGCUCGACUGCAAGGCUUGCGGUAAGAUCUCCGAAGUCGACCCUCGUCUCAAGCUCUCUGCCUUUAUCGUGAAGAACGAGCCCAAGAAGGGCAAGAAGGACAAGUCCACCAAGAAGGCUGAGCGUCGCGCUCGCAAGGAGGCUGAGGCCAGGGGUGAGGAGGUCUCACAGAACGGAGGCAGUCCUGGAGAUAGUGCUGAGGACGACGACAACAACGGCGAAUUGGAGAUCGAGGCCGGCAGCGAUGAUGAGCUCACUCGUCAGAUCCAGGAGGGUGCCGAAGAGAUUGACGAAGUCAAGGAGGUCGAGUGGCACAUUGAUACUUCCGAGGCUGCCAUCAAGGCCCGUGCUCAGGAUCUUCCCGAGGACCUCAAGCGCGCUCUCGUCAUUGAGGGCGAGGAUGACGCCGAGGCUUCUGAGUACGACAUCUUCGGCAAGUGGAUCAUCGACACUGCCAAGGAGAAGGGCGGUGUCGAAAAGCUGGACAGCGUCGAGAUCUACCUCAAGGCGAAGGAGCUCGGCAUUGAGACCAAGCACCGCACUUUGACGGUCAUUCCUCAGACCCUUUUCAGCGAGAAGAUUGUCAAGCAGAUUGAGGCCCGUGCCCCUAUGCUGCAGAAGCUGAUCACCUCGGAGAAGCACGAGAAGGCUUUCCUUGGAGGUAUUGAGCGCUUUGUCGGUAACGACAAGCCUGAGCUCAUUCCCCAGGUUUCCGCCAUUCUGAUCCAAGUCUACAACAACGAUCUCGUCACUGAGGAGGUCCUCAAGCCCUGGUGCCAAAAGGCUAGCAAGAAGUACGUUGACCUCAAGGUCAGCAAGACUGUGCGCAAGUCCGCCGAGCAGUUUUACGACUGGCUGAACCAGGAGGACAGUGAUGAAGAGGACUCGGAGUAG
Ascochyta rabiei is the source of this 1245-nucleotide messenger RNA. Its product is annotated as eukaryotic translation initiation factor 5. Gene Ontology annotation, molecular function: GDP-dissociation inhibitor activity; eukaryotic initiation factor eIF2 binding; translation initiation factor activity. Gene Ontology annotation, cellular component: cytosol. The coding region runs from base 1 to 1245 and encodes 414 amino acids. The record is from RefSeq and is a predicted model, not a curated record. Gene Ontology annotation, biological process: translational initiation; formation of cytoplasmic translation initiation complex; formation of translation preinitiation complex. The transcript has a single exon. NCBI's taxonomy places the organism in Eukaryota, Fungi, Ascomycota, Dothideomycetes, Pleosporales, Didymellaceae.